Molecule: messenger RNA, 1327 nt
Organism: Gadus macrocephalus (Pacific cod)
Lineage: Eukaryota; Metazoa; Chordata; Actinopteri; Gadiformes; Gadidae
Gene: hsd17b14
Product: hydroxysteroid (17-beta) dehydrogenase 14
Exons: 9
Coding region: 332-1132 (266 amino acids)
Biological process (GO): steroid catabolic process
Cellular component (GO): cytosol
Molecular function (GO): estradiol 17-beta-dehydrogenase [NAD(P)+] activity
Source: RefSeq, a predicted model, not a curated record
CUCCCCUGAGCGACGUCAAUAAGAACAUGGCUCGAUAAAACUCGAAAGAAAAGGCGAUAAAUAUGGAAUUUGUACCAACAAUUUGAUGAAGUUAUAUGCAAAACCAGUGUGGUUAUCGCAAUCGAAAGUCCCUCCCUCUCACCUCUCGCCGCUGGACCCAAGCCACUGCACCGAUAGCGCCGAUUUGGAGCACCCUUGUCUAGGCAUGUUUCAGAUGGGAAAUACAGGUCAGUGACGGUUCCUGACACAAGUACAGAGUGUCAGGAAUUCAGUCGGCUACCUGUCGUUCACGACCCAAGUUCCCUACGAUCCAACCCGGAGUGUCUCUGUAAUGUCUGCCGCUUCUCUGCGCUACCACAACAAGGUGGCCGUGGUCACUGGAGGCUCCAAGGGGAUUGGAAGAGGAAUAGUCAAAGUGUUUGUGGAAAACGGUGCUAAAGUAGUGUUCUGCGCCAGAGGAGUUGUCGCAGGUGAGGCUCUUGAAGAAGAACUCAACAAGGCGGGCCCGGGGUCCUGCAAGUUUAUGACCUGCGAUGUGUCCAAAGAGGAAGACCUCAAGAGACUCAUUGAGGCCACGGUGCAGCUCUACGGACAGCUGGACUGCCUGGUGAACAACGCUGGGUGGCACCCUCCUCAUAAAGAGACAGAUGAGACUUCAGCAGAAGAGUUUAAAGACCUUCUGAAUCUCAAUCUAAUCAGCUACUUCCUCGCCUCCAAAUUUGCUUUACCACACCUGCGUAAAACUGAAGGAAACAUCAUUAACAUUUCCAGCCUAGUUGCCAGUCUCGGUCAGGUCGGAGCUGUGCCCUAUGUCGCCACGAAGGGGGCGAUCAUCUCCAUGACGAAAGCCAUGGCGGUGGAUGAGAGUCGCUUCAAAGUGCGUGUGAACUGCAUCUCUCCCGGUAACGUUCUGACGCCUCUGUGGGAGGAGUUGGCCGAUCAGACCCCAGACGCCGCCGCCGCCCUCAAAGCUGGAGCUGACUGUCAGCUGAUUGGCCGCAUGGGCACGGAGGAGGAGAGCGGGCUGAUGGCGCUGUUCCUGGCGGCCGACGCCACCUUCUGCACCGGGGUGGACCUGCCGCUCAGCGGGGGGGCGGAGCUAAACUACGGCUUCAAGAACCGCCUCCCCUGAGGUAGACGACGGUCGGCUCGUUAACGUAACGAGGGAACACGACGUCUUUUACGCGUUUAAACUAUUAUCAUUGUUACGUUUCUUCUUCUCUAAGUCAGCGCUGGUCUUUGUUGCUAAAUGCAUUAAAAUAUGUUUGAUUAUUUUAUUUGUUAUUACUGAGUGAUUGUUUUAUAACUGAUUGUUGUGUGGUGUUUU